AUGGAUCUAACACCCAUAUUCAACCAGGUACUCGCUGCGCACGACUCGCGGCCAGUCGAGCCCUAUGUGUUUCGCAAAGAGAACCUGGAUGAAUUCCUCAAGGAGGCAUAUCGCAUUCGAGCGCACAUUGCACAACUACAUAGCCAUCUGACAUCGAUACGGCAGAGUUACCUCUCGACUACGCAUGCUCCACGCCGGAAACAAAUUGCGCGCCCGAAUGGAGCCUCCACAGACAAGGACGCGAAGUAUCUCACAGACGCUGAACGAAACGAAAUCGAUGCCUCGGCAAAGGAGCUAUUGCGCGAACUGAGCCAUGCGAUCACGAAAUUGUCCCAAACCGAGCAGAUACGACAAGAGGCAGAGACCCAUAUAGCUUACAAAAAGCGUGCAAGGCGGGGCUUAGGGGCUUUGGGACGAUGGGCCGCAGGCGGGGCAAUAACGGCGAAGAGCCCUGAGGAGGAACUUGAGGAGGCCAAGUCGAACACAGUCAAGGCGCAUCGAGAAAGCAUAAUAUGGUACCUGCAGCGCGCUCUCGAGGAAUGUGGCCGCUUCCAGAGGUCUAUGAUGGAGAUACGGAUCACGCGCGAGGUCGAGAAGAGCAAAAGCGUGCUGUACAAAGCUAGAGGGACUAUGCCUGCACUGGACGACUAUUCUGGUAGGCAUGUGAACCACAGUGCAACAAUCGACCACCGCGGGAAGUCUACGCAGCUCCCCGACGAAAGUUCGGCAUCAGUGGAGCAGCAUCUCGACGCUGAGCAGCUUCAGCUCUUUGCGCAGGAAAAUCAGGAUAUGCUGAAGUAUUACGAAGACACUCUGGAUCAAGUCCGCACUGCGGAGAAGUCGCUCCUGGAGAUUUCCGAGUUGCAAACAACGCUCGCGGCCAACCUCAACAUCCAAGCGGAGCAUAUAGACCAGCUCGUGGCUGACUCGCAGCUAACCACCGAGAAUGUGGGCAGCGGAAACAAGCAGUUGAAAAAGGCGACGGAGCGACGGAGCACAGCGCAGUUGGUGUUUUGGUCCACGUGCGCAUUCUGCACGACGCUGAUACUGGUGGAUCUCUUCGUAUAG
Didymosphaeria variabile is the source of this 1068-nucleotide messenger RNA. RefSeq lists its product as uncharacterized. The record is from RefSeq and is a predicted model, not a curated record. Gene Ontology annotation, biological process: retrograde vesicle-mediated transport, Golgi to endoplasmic reticulum. The transcript has 3 exons. Gene Ontology annotation, cellular component: endoplasmic reticulum; SNARE complex. NCBI's taxonomy places the organism in Eukaryota, Fungi, Ascomycota, Dothideomycetes, Pleosporales, Didymosphaeriaceae. The coding region runs from base 1 to 1068 and encodes 355 amino acids.